Molecule: messenger RNA, 4149 nt
Organism: Pocillopora meandrina
Lineage: Eukaryota; Metazoa; Cnidaria; Anthozoa; Scleractinia; Pocilloporidae
Source: the annotation of a GenBank genome assembly
AGUGCUCCAGUAAUGCUCAGGUGCCGUAUGACGGAGAUCGGAUUAUACAAGCUAUGCUGCCUACACUUGCUCAUGGGUGAUCACAGUGCCUGAAAACUAUACCGUUAAACUCACUAUAUCAAAGAAUAACGUCGCUUCUGUUGGUAACACAAACUGUGUUAAUGACUAUGUACAGGUAAUUAUAGCCACAUUCUUAUUGCUAUGCUGUAUAAGCGGAUGACUGUGUGAAAAAAUAUGGUUACUCUUCUAGAAGCAGCUGUUGUGAGAAGAAAAAAAAGGGGAACUUCUUCGUGUAUAGGCUGGGUUUUUCUUGGGAAAUACCAAAUGAUAAUGUACUGUGCGAUAACAAAAUUGACCUUUGCGUUUUUUAAGCAUUUCGCAACAAUCUAGUUUCGCUGACUAUUAUUUUCAUUAUUCCAAAGAUUCGAGAUGGUGGGAGUAACACGAGCACCUUGUUGAAGAAAAUGUGCAGCUCAAACCCAGGUCCUUCUGUGUUCCGUUCAAUUGGAAGGCAAAUGUGGGUGGAAUACAGUUCAACUCAAACAGGCAACUCCUUCCAAGCUUCCUUCAAGAAGCUUCUUGAUCCAUCUUGUAAGUAGUUUUUCUUAUUUUAACAUGUUUGUUAACGUACUUCUUAAAAAGAAUUUCCGAUCCUGCUUUUUGUAUCUUUUUUGACUAUGCUCCAUGACAAUGCUGAUAGACAUCGUUAAGAUUUUCUUAAUCUUCCAUUGACAGCCUCAACUCUUUAAAUCCCAUGAGUUACCAAGACAGAAUUUCUCCUUAAAAUAUCAGGACAACAUGAAGCAGACAAGAGAUGAGAAAAAAGAAAAAUAUUAGUUAGGGGAUUAUUAGUUGAUCCAAUACCAAAUUCUCCAAAGUAACACAACAAGAAAUGUAUGGUAGACAGUAAGGAGAAUUACCAACGAGAUCCUUGGAGUGAGAGUGUUAAUGUUUAUCUUUCAUACGUGGUGACCUGAAACUUGGCUUGCCGCUACGAGUCCUCACCAGGCAUUUUAAAUCGGGUCUUAAAGCUGCAGGGAUUUUUUUUCUAAUAGAGAAUUUAUUGUCUUGACGUUUCUACCGAGGGUUUAUAUUUUGAAGUAAAUAUGAGUGAAUAUAUAUAAAUAUAUAAUAAGCUAUAAAUAUAAAUAGCUAUAAUAAGUGAAUAUAUACGAAUUCCAUGAAAAGUUCAUUUGUUGACAUAAACCCUUACAGUUUGCCCCGGAAAUAUCAAUUCCAAUGGAACCUCAGGAUCCAUUACCAGCCCAUUUUACCCAUUGAACUACCCGAGUGACAUGGAGUGCACGUGGAAUUUAACAGGACCAGCCGGAUCGCGGCUCACUCUCGUAUUUUACCGGAUAUGCCUCGGUAUCUGCCCGCCCAGCGCUUCGUCGUCCACGCCAUGCGCGGACGGUCUAUGUAGUAGUUUAGAUAUUGGUGAAGUCACAGUAGGCGAUCAGCAUCUUUGUCCAUUUUCUUCGGUAACACCGUUUAUUUCGGUGGACAAUCAAAUCUCUUUGUCCAUGUUGACCAAUGAGCAAACCUCAAGAGGAUUCGUGGCGGAUUAUCAUAAUGUAUUUCGUGAUGAAGGUUGGUGGAAUUUGAAAUCUAUUUAUUCUUUUUAUUCGAUUGGAAGUGGGGUAGGAUACCUUUAAACCCAUCUAUGCAAAAGUAGUUGUAUGUCUAGCUUAAAAAAGAAAGAAGAAGAAAAAACGGGACACUAUGAAAACAGUCUCUUUUUCUUUGGACAACGGUCGCUCGGAGUAUCACAUCAGUUAAGCCAUACGAACGAAUAGACAACACUCCUUAAGUGAUGAUCUGGAUCUAGCCUACUUAUAGACCUAUUUUGUUUCUUUUCUCAGAGUAACUGAUUUCUUAGUUUUUCAUUCCCGUUUCCAUCUAUGUUCUUAUUUCCGCAAAUAGAUAUUGCAUUAACCCUAUACUUUUCUCAAAAGCGUGCCUUCAGAUGACACAACUGACGAACACGAGUGGAUGGUUUUCCAGUCCGAACUUCCCUGCCAACUAUCCUGAUAAUAUUCAGUGCGGCUGGAAUAUUUCAAUCCCUGCAGGGUACAAGAUUUAUCUAAAUUUCCUGGACUUUGAUCUCGAAGAUUGUGUAAGCUCGUGCUCUUGUGACUAUGUUGAGGUGAGUAAUCUCUAUACUGUAGUAACUGUGGAUAAAUAAGAGGGACUGAUGAUGUAUCGUAAGUGUCAGGUAGGAUAAGGGUACCCCUUGAAGGUUUUUUCGGUCAGUGAGGUUUUCGAACAACCCACUGAAGUAUUCCCUCGUUCCUAAUCUAAAGACAAUCAUCAUUUUUUUGUAUAAAAUUAUAAACUACUGUUUUUUUUUUCAAGGUUGCUAUCGGCAAAGACUACGCGCAAAAGAAAUGUGGAACAUUACAGCCAGGUGAAUGGAAGGUGAAAAGUCAUUUUGGACGUGAUAUCGUGGUGACGUUUAAAUCUGAUAGUCAUUCAAAUAAGAAGGGAUUUCAAGCAGUUUACACAUUUGUACCUUUAGAAGCAUGUGAGUAAUCUGUUUACUUAUUGUUCUAUUUUCUCAAGAGUUAAGAUGAGUUCAUAUAUUGCACUUGUGGGUACAGGUACAAAGACUCAAUGAACAAAAUUGCCAAGUAAAUGUAGGGUUGUCUGUCUGAUCUGCAAAAUUCUUUAAUGGCACAACCAAUGAGAAGCUGCCCCUGAAAAGCAGCACCCAACAUGUUCAUUGUCUUUAGUGUUGAUUCACGGUUUUCCAUUGUACCCUUUAUAACAACAAGGAUAUUAAAGGUACUAGAAAUUGAAAGACUCAGCUUUCGAAACAAGAAAAUUUUCCUUUGCCUGCAAAUUUCUUGAUCUAUCCAGUUGGGUCCCCUUUUUACAAGAAUAUUUAGUAGUUUCUCCAUGAACAAGCAUUGGAAAUGAAUCUUUCACAACUAAUGUACCUCAUAUCCAAUGAGUGCAAGAGUAAUGAUCACUGUAUUAAAAGGAUCAAUUUUUUAAAACCUGUCACAAUUAUUCCGCAGAAAUGCUUUGUUUAUUUCGCAUUUGUGGUGUAUGGUGUGAUCAUGAGAUCGGAACCUAUGGCAAUGAAAUUGCAAUGUUUUCAACGCAUCAUGCCUUAAUAAUAUGCAGGAACAACGCUAAGAUAUCCAAAAUUCACGACCAACACUUGGUUUUACAGCUCCUUUAAAUACGCCGCAACUUUUGCGUUUGCACUUUCAGUGCACAGUUCUCUACUUUCUCUGGAAACUUCGAUGGUUUAGUUACAUAGGAAAGAAUGAUCUGAAAUAUAUUCCCAUAACAGCAGUGUCCUAAAGGGAGUGGUUGUAACAUGUAACAAAGCUUCAACGCAGACGGAGUGAUGCGUUCACCAUCAACUCCUUUGGCAGGCCCAAGAUCCUGUAGGAAACGCGAUUGGUUAACGUUAUUGCUCGAUUGCAUCUUAAAUAUUCAGGCAUAUCUGUGCACCAGCCCCAAUACCAUAUUAUACUAUUUACUUCUUUUGAUGGUUUGUUUGUUUGUUGUUGUUGUUUUUUUUAUUAAUAGGGGAGUCUGUUCCUAGUGUUUACUGUCCAUGGUCAGAGUCAUCUACAACAACAACGCCGACAACUGCCAAAGACAGUGAGGAACAAAGUUCACAGACCACAAAAACAGGUUUGAUGCCCUACAUUGAUGUUCUGCUUGGUGAAUAGUUAAAUUCGAGCUGAAGAAGUUUUUAUGAAAAGAGAAAACACAGGGAUGAACAUGAAGGAGUUUCUUUACACAAUACUAUCACAUUCUUAAACAGAAGGUUAUAACAAAUAAAUCAGGGGAUAUUGUUCGAUUUUAACACCACGUUUUAAAGGCUGAAACCGGUAAAUAAAUGUAAGUUAGACAGAGCAUAGAAUUUUUUAGUUUAAAACUGUAAAACUGUAACGAUGUACAUCGUAACUAGAAUUUUGUAUAAAUUUUUCGCAUAGGUCAAAUCAGUUUUGCCUUCUUUUUGUCUUUUCAGAUAUAUCUAGCACGGCAGAGGAACUUUCAUCAAAUGGAGGCACCGAUCCACCGACGCUUCACACUCCACGUAACUCGAUAGGAAAGACGCAAGUGAACAGUUUCUUAUGGUUUCUUACAAAUUUAGCCCUCGUUGUAUUCUCUAGUUGCCUGGAGUGA